CUCUCUCUGCAAUUCCUCCGGAGGAACAACAGUCAGAAACAGAUCUUCUCCCCGAGAACGAUGUCGUUUGAGGAGGAGGAGGAGGCCUUCGAGCACACCCUCCUCGUCGUCCGAGAGGUCUCCAUCUACAAGAUCCCGCCGCGGACAACCUCCGGCGGCUACAAGUGCGGCGAGUGGCUCCAGUCCGACAAGAUCUGGACUGGUCGCCUCCGCGUCGUGUCCUGCAAGGACCGCUGCGAGAUCCGACUGGAGGAUCCCAGCUCCGGCGAUCUCUUCGCUGCCUGCUUUGUCGAUCCUGUUCGGAGAGAGAACUCCGUCGAGCCAUGUCUCGAUUCGUCGAGAUACUUCGUGCUCCGGAUCGAGGACGGGUGCGGGAAGCACGCUUUCAUCGGGCUAGGGUUUACGGAGAGGAACGAGGCGUUUGAUUUCAAUGUCGCGUUGUCGGAUCACGAGAAGUACGUGAGGAGGGAGAAGGAGAAGGAGACUGGUGAGACGAGUGAGAGCGACGAUCACAUCGAUAUUCAUCCUGCCGUGAAUCACAGAUUGAAGGAAGGCGAAACCAUAAGAAUCAACGUGAAGCCCAAGCCGACAAGUGGAACAGGGAUGCUCUCAGCUGCUCUUUCAGGAAAUGGGAAGCCUAAAGCACUAGCACUAGCGCCACCACCGGGUGGCGCUGGGAAAAUCAGAUCGCCUUUACCACCGCCUCCAAAUGAUCCCGUCUCUUCAAAACUGGUAUCUGAAAAUAGUAACGAAUCAAAAGAUAACACAGGUCAUGGAAAUGAUCCUCUAUCAGAUUUUUCUCAGCUCAAGAGGAAUCUCCCUCCGAGCAAGGCCACCGGGGCUGCAUCAGGGUGGGCGGCUUUCUGAUCUCUGGACCAUCGGGACGAGGCUUGGGUCAGGACUGACUUCAUCUUGCCACCAUCCCUCUUGGGGCAGAACCAGAGACAAGAUCAAGAACACAUGCCAACCAGAAGGAAAUAGUAAGAGAGUUUUGAGGUAAUGUCACCUGUUCUUUUGGUAAAUGAUGUUGUGUUUCUUUGUAACCCCCGAACACACUCUGGUGUUGUUUGUUAUCUCUGUUUUAUUUCCCAUCUUUUUUACGGA
Messenger RNA from Tarenaya hassleriana, 1104 nucleotides. RefSeq lists its product as uncharacterized. The record is from RefSeq and is a predicted model, not a curated record. The coding region runs from base 61 to 867 and encodes 268 amino acids. Gene Ontology annotation, cellular component: clathrin vesicle coat; membrane. NCBI's taxonomy places the organism in Eukaryota, Viridiplantae, Streptophyta, Magnoliopsida, Brassicales, Cleomaceae. Gene Ontology annotation, biological process: endocytosis. The transcript has 3 exons.